Messenger RNA from Dioszegia hungarica, 711 nucleotides. RefSeq lists its product as uncharacterized. The transcript has 10 exons. Gene Ontology annotation, cellular component: cytoplasm. Gene Ontology annotation, molecular function: 5'-deoxynucleotidase activity. The coding region runs from base 1 to 711 and encodes 236 amino acids. NCBI's taxonomy places the organism in Eukaryota, Fungi, Basidiomycota, Tremellomycetes, Tremellales, Bulleribasidiaceae. The record is from RefSeq and is a predicted model, not a curated record.
AUGUCGACUGGAGCAGGCGGCAAGCCGCUCGCGCAGCUGUACAAAUCUACUGGGAAUGAAGCGCUUGAUACGCUUGCUUUCCUCCACUUACUGGAGAGGUUGAAGAUCGAGAAGCGGACAGGAUGGGUGCGAGAAGGCGUGCAUCAAGCAGAGAGUAUCUCGGAUCACAUGUGCCGUAUGGCGCUCAUGGCGAUGAUGAUCCCAAACAACGGGGAAAAGCCACUCGACAUUCCACGUUGCGUCAUGAUGGCUCUUGUUCACGACCUCGCGGAAGCUCAUGUUGGCGAUAUCACCCCCGUAGAGGGUGUCUCGCCGGACGCAAAGCAUGAGCUGGAAGAGCGGGCGAUGGACAACUUUUUGGAGGAGAUGCUGGGCGGACCGGGAAACAAGGAGGCGCGGGAACGAUUCAGGUCGCUUUGGGAUGAAUACGAGACGAGACAAACACCCGAAUCCAAGCUCGUCAAGGAUCUGGACCGAUUCGAGCUCGCUCUCCAGGCUGUUGAGUAUGAACGAUCACAAGAUAUCCAAACCCUCCACCCCUUCUUCACCGGCUCCGUCCCCAACCUUGAACACCCCGUUAUCCGCGGCUGGGCCGAAACGCUCAUGGUGGAGCGAAAAGAGCUGUGGGCGUCGAGGGGCAGGGAGAAGGAGCAGGAGGAGGGUUUGGCAGGGUACUCGGUUGGGAGCGUCACUGAUGGGAAGACUGCUUGA